CAGCUAUUUCAGCCCCGGCGCAGCCGCACCAACACACCCGGCAGCACACACUCCUCUCACAGAGGCGCAGGCUGCGUUAGCGCCGUGCUGAAGCCAGCAUGACGGAUUUGUGGGGCUUUUCUUCUCCUGCACGGAUUAGCACGCGUUUCAGCGGCAAUAGAGCAGAAAUAAAACCCAGUGUAGAGUUUGUAGGCCUCGGCCUGGGAUUAAACUCCUGUGAUGGCGCGUUUGAAACGGAUAACGCUAGCAGGAGCGGUCUGCUGUACAUACCCGUCCUGUUGAGGGAUACUACACGGCUUUUACACACAUACACACACACUCAUACACACACACACGCUCGGGACUUUAGAGAUAUAUUUUACUAAAUACUUGUCCGGUUUCAGAGGAUUAACUCGGAGUGUAUAGUGUAAUACACGACGUGUGCAGCUUCUCCAGCUAGCUAGCAUGCUAGCAGCCAAGCUAAAGGCUAACGAAGCUGGGUCAGUCCGAUCUCUGUGCGCGGUUCUGAUGUGUGUUCUCACUGGUUCUGGUGAAAACGGGUCCGGAGAGGAGCGGUGCAGUGGGGUCGAGUGGUUUUGGUGGUGAAGAGCGUGUUUAGGAAAGCCCGCGGGGUUGCUCCGUGUGGACUAGCCCCAGCUAGUGAGUUUGCAGGAGACCUGGUGGCUGUGUUUGAAUUCCUGAUGGAGAUCAGGUUCAUGUCCAGGUCAUGAAGGCGUGUGAGGGAGUUAUCCCAGUCGUUUCAGCUGUGACAGGCGAGAGCCAAGGCGUUAUUAAUGGCUGUAUUGUGUAGGAAGUUCACUCCCCAUAACAUGGCCAUUGUUUUCAUACUUCAGAAGGUUGAUAUGAGUGGUGGAUGUCAGUGAUGGAGGAGGAGAGCUUGGCUUCCUGAGGGAAUGUAACAGUUUAACAAUCAGAAGAAGGCUUUCUUUCUUUUUCUGAAGAUGUUUAGUUUGAAAUGAUGAAUGUGAUGCUGUGUAAAUCAUCCUGUAGAUGUCAGGGUCGCUCGCACCGUCAGCAGCGAGAUGUGUCCCCGAUGGUCGUGAUGCUCCUCACAGCUCCAUGUGGAGCUUGGCAUGUCGUCCUCCGAGUUCUCCGCUGUUCUCCCACCUUCCCAACACACACCAGUCAAUGGAUUAUCUAUGCAAAACUGCCCCUGUGUGUGUGUGUGUGUGUGUGUGUGAGAGAGUGAGGGGUGUAAAAUCCAGGCUGUUCCCCAUCUGUACUGUUUACUGAAGAUGAAUUCAUGCUAAAUUAUUAUCAUUAUAAUGUUUUGCUGCACUAUUGUGUUAUUUUACAGAAUUAAAAUGGGGCAGUAAUAUGAACCUUGUCCUGUAUGAAGUGUAGACAGUUUGGGGUUUGAUGUUCACACAGAUUGUUGACAUUCAGGUGUUCAGCCUGCUGUACCACACACGCCGACUCGGGAAGGGCUGUUCAUUACCACGCCGUUAGAUGAGGUGGGAUGAAGCGUGUGCAGGAUCGAGGGUUCUCCUGGACCAGGCUUUCUUGGGUUUCUGCUGAUGUUUUGGUUGCCCUUAUAAUUUACUCGAACACGUCUUCUGGAAUAAGUGUGAGGAAUUGUGUAAUGAAUUGGUUGUAAGUCUUGUACCAACACCGGAGGACGACGUAAACCGCACCCAAGUCUCAGAAGUUAUUCACAGCGUACAGAUUUGCAUGUUGGGCUAAACUCGUGUCUAAUACGAGCCUGUGAGAAUGAAUCAGGUGGUCAUAAUGAACCGUGUCGGUAAAUGUUUAAGUACAGUCUUGGAAUGCACGCCAUAAUAUGUGGGAGGUAAUGGAAGAGCUAGAGGUACGUAACGCGGUGUCCGUCACGUAUUUUAGCUUUCAAGGGUAAUAAUUGGAAAGUUUCUGUCUUUCAAUAAUUCCUUAAAGCUAUUUCAAUUGUGCUGUGUGUGUGUGUGUGUGUUAGUUAGAUUAAGGAAAGCCAUAUGAAGUGAUGGACGACCACACAGUGCAUCAGACGGAGCACAUGACUACCAUCGAGGCCCACGCUGUUUCUCAACAGGUCCAUGUGUCUACCUACACCGAGCACAGCAUGCUCAGCGCCGACGAGGACUCGCCUUCCUCCCCUGACGACGACAUGUAUGAUGACUCGGACAUCCUGAACUCAGCAGGAACAGAUGAGGUCACCGCACAUUUGGCAGCUGCAGGUCCGGUCGGCAUGGCCGCCGCUGCUGCUGUGGCAACAGGGAAAAAACGCAAAAGGCCACACAUCUUUGAGUCAAACCCAUCGAUACGCAAAAGACAGCAGACUCGCCUGCUCAGGAAGUUGCGGGCAACACUGGAUGAAUACACGACGCGCGUCGGUCAGCAGGCCAUCGUCCUUUGUAUUUCUCCGUCCAAGCCUAACGCCGUGUUUAAGGUGUUUGGCGCCGCUCCACUCGAGAACGUGGUCAGAAAGUAUAAAAGUAUGAUCCUGGAGGAUCUGGAGAACGCCCUAGCUGAACACGCACCGCCCGGAGGUGGAGACCUGAGCUCUGAGCUGCCUCCACUCACCAUCGACGGCAUCCCCGUGUCUGUGGAUAAGAUGACGCAGGCUCAACUCCGAGCUUUCAUUCCUGAGAUGCUGAAAUAUUCUACCGGCCGGGGGAAACCUGGCUGGGGGAAGGAGAGCUGCAAACCCAUUUGGUGGCCUGAGGACAUUCCCUGGGCCAACGUGCGAAGUGACGUGCGUACCGAGGACCAGAAACAGCGGGUGUCAUGGACGCAGGCCCUGAGGACGAUCGUUAAGAACUGCUACAAGCAGCACGGGAGAGAGGACCUACUCUAUGCAUUUGAAGACCAGCAGGUCACGCCUCAGCAGGUUGCUGCAGCCGCAGCACACAGCAUCGCACACCUGGUGCCUUCACAAACAGUCGUUCAGACAAUCACUAACCCCGACGGAACUGUCUCGCUCAUACAGGUGGGCACUGGGGCGACUGUAGCCACGCUUACUGAUGCAUCCGAUUUGCCAGGCACUGUUACUGUCGCCCAGGUCAACUAUUCUACAGUGACCGACGGGGAGGUCGAGCAGAACUGGGCAACGUUGCAGGGAGGUGAGAUGACCAUUCAGACCACGCAAGCAUCCGAGGCUACACAGGCAGUAGCGUCUUUAGCGGAGGCCGCUGUCGCCGCCUCCCAAGAUAUGCAGCCAGGAGCGACCGUUACCAUGGCGCUCAACAGUGAGGCAGCGGCCCACGCUGUGGCAACGCUAGCAGAGGCUACUCUUCAAGGAGGUGGACAGAUUGUGUUAGCAGGAGAGACGGCAGCUGCGGUCGGAGCUCUCACUGGAGUGCAAGAUGCCAAUGGUUUAGUCCAGAUUCCUGUGAGUAUGUAUCAGACUGUAGUUACCAGUUUGGCCCAGGGAAAUCGGCCUGUGCAAGUCGCCAUGGCUCCGAUCGCCACGCGCAUCGACAACACCGUAACACUGGACGGGCAGGCUGUGGAGGUUGUAACCUUAGAACAAUGACUCUCCUGCCAGUAUGUUGGAUAAAAAAAACCUGUGCCCUUCCAUGAAUGGAUAUUUUUAACAGGGAAUUGAAAUGUUCCAGGAUUCAUGCUUGUUUUUUAGUAGUGUAAUCAUUGUGUUUCAAAUAAUGUUUGGAUUUUUUUUUUUUUGUUGUUGUUGUGCUUUGUGUUUCUAGUCAUAGGAUAUAAAUAGACCAAAUAAAUAAAUGGACCAACGUCAGUGUGGCAGCAGCAGCAGCCCCUGAAUACCAUUCUUCUACAUUUGUCCUAGCCAAAAGAAUCCUUUUUUUUUUUCCAUCUGUUUUAAUAGCCGAAUUUAUUUUAUCCGCACGUUGAUUUCCGAACAAUGUGUCUGUGCCAUUUUAUUUACACUUCUGUUGUCCUAAAAGUCAUAAGUUGUGCUAGUUUGCUUGCAUUGUGAUAGAUCUGAUGUAGGCCAGCAGAAAAAAAACAUGUACUUUAAGUGUGGGGUUUUUUUUUGUUGUUGUGUUUUUUUUUUUUGUUUUUUUUUAGUUUUGUUUUUUUGCAUGUCACGAGUGAAUCUACAGAAUACAAAUAUGUCUCUCUGAAUUUAUUGAGGUAUUCUUGUUGCACCGAAUAUCUGUUACCGUAGAGUUUGAGUAUUAUGUUACAAGUGGAAGGUCACUGAAAUGCCUUUUCACUGGCGUUAAACGGACACGUUUAACGUUAAACUAAUGUAAAAACUCCCGCUGACCCCAGUAUUCAGCAGUCUGUUUUUAAAAGCGUUUAUCAAUGCUCAGUGCGAUUCGGAGUAUGUGUAGGUGUACUCUCUCUCACAUUUUCUGAUAUUUUCAUCCUGUAAAUCUAAAUCAUAUAACAGUGUUCCUCCACAACUACAUAAUGCUUAUUUGCUCAUUUAAAUAACAUUUUCCCCAAGUCCACUUUCAUCACUCUUCCAUGCCAGAAAUAACUCCACAGUUGUGAUUUAUUGUGCAUAAAGAUGAAGAUUAUUCUAUGA
This is a messenger RNA of Ictalurus punctatus (channel catfish), 4444 nucleotides long. RefSeq names its product nuclear respiratory factor 1 (gene nrf1). Gene Ontology annotation, cellular component: nucleus. The coding region runs from base 1955 to 3466 and encodes 503 amino acids. The transcript is spliced from 11 exons. Gene Ontology annotation, biological process: regulation of transcription by RNA polymerase II. Gene Ontology annotation, molecular function: RNA polymerase II cis-regulatory region sequence-specific DNA binding; DNA-binding transcription factor activity, RNA polymerase II-specific. NCBI's taxonomy places the organism in Eukaryota, Metazoa, Chordata, Actinopteri, Siluriformes, Ictaluridae. The record is from RefSeq and is a predicted model, not a curated record.